Chrysoperla carnea is the source of this 5601-nucleotide messenger RNA. It is a transcript of the gene DCTN1-p150, whose product is annotated as dynactin subunit 1. Lineage: Eukaryota; Metazoa; Arthropoda; Insecta; Neuroptera; Chrysopidae. The transcript has 12 exons. Gene Ontology annotation, cellular component: kinetochore; axon; microtubule associated complex. The record is from RefSeq and is a predicted model, not a curated record. Bases 164 to 4090 code for a protein of 1308 amino acids. Gene Ontology annotation, biological process: establishment of mitotic spindle orientation; nuclear migration.
UUGAACCGUUGUCAAAUGUCAAAACCUGUACGUCAAAAUUGAAACCGAUAGAGAACAUAGACAAACAUUUAAUAAAAUUUGUAAAUCAAAUGGAAGCUUUUUAAACAAUAACUUGCAAUUAAUAAUAUUUACUUAAUUAGAUAUUAAAAAUAAUAUAAAUAAAAUGAGUGAGGCCACAUUUAAAAUUGGUCGUCGCGUGUUAGUACCAUCGAAAGAAUGUCGUGGAACAAUUUCAUAUGUUGGCUUUCCAACUUUUGCAUCGGGAAAAUGGAUUGGUGUUAUUUUGGAUGAACCAAAAGGAAAAAAUGAUGGUACCGUCAAAGGUCAACAAUAUUUUCAGUGCGAGGAGAAUUGUGGAAUAUUUUUGAAACAAACACAAUUAACAUUACUGGAUGAACAUGGCAAUCCCAUUGAAUCACCAGUUACGACACCGGAUGAAGGUGGUUCAACAUCAAAUGUGCCUAAACCACGAUCACGUCUCAGCAGCGCCAACACACGUAAUAAACCCCCAAACAGUUUAAUAAAUGUUAAACGGAAAGCUUCCUUGGAUCAACAAAUAAAACCUAAACCAACUACAUUAAAAUUAAAUUCCAGCUCAAGAAUAUCGUUAACUGGUAGUCGACAAUCGUUAGCUGGAAGUCGACAAUCAUUAGCUGGAAGUCGAUCACAUUUGGCAUCACCAAUGGUUGAACGUAACGAUAGCAUUAUCGAUAAUACACCAACGAUGACUUCAAGCUUAAGUGAAAUACCAAUACCGAAACGUGCGUCAUUUGUUGAAACUGGUUUUGUGGAAACAUUAAAACCACAAUUUACACCUGGGCAAUCGAUUAUUUCACCAGGAAUGUCUGCAAGUUCAACUGUUGAAGAGAAGUUUACAAAUUUACAAUAUCAACAAGAAGUCGAUAAUUUACGCUCGCAAGUGCGUGAUUUAACGGAGAAAUUAGAAACGCUAAAAAUAAAACGGGCUGAGGAUAAAGAAAAAUUAAAAGAUUAUGAUAAAACACGAUUGCAAUUAGAACAAUUGAUUGAGUUUAAAACAAAAAUUAUGGAAUCGAAAGCAAGUUUACAACGCGAAUUACAGCGUGCUAAACAAGAGGCGCGAGAAGCUAUUGAAGCACGCGAACAACAUGCUGAAGAAAUGGCUGAUUUAACAGAAACUAUUGAAAUGGCAACUUUGGAUAAAGAAAUGGCUGAAGAAAAAGCUGAAACUUUACAAAUUGAAUUGGAAACUGCACGUGAAAGAAUUGAGGAAUUAACUUUAGAUUUAGAAAUUAUGAAAACUGAAAUGCAAAAUAGAGAGAGUGGUACAAUUAAAGAGGGUGAUGUAACUAAUUCUUACGAAGUUAAACAAUUGGAACAACAAAAUGCUCGACUUCGAGAGACUUUAGUUCGAAUGCGUGAUUUGGCUGCACAUGAAAAACAUGAAUAUCAAAAAUUAAUGAAAGACAUGGAUCAGAAAAAGUCGGAAAUUGCUGAAUUGGGACGAACAAAAGAAAAGUUGAGUACUCGUGUUGAGGAAAUGGAACAACAAAUUGCUGAUUUGCAAGAGCAGGUUGACGCCGCUUUAGGUGCUGAAGAAAUGAUUGAACAGCUGGGUGAUCGAAAAAUGGCAUUAGAAGAUCGAGUAAAACAUUUAGAAGAAGAAUUAGCCGAUUUGGAAGCAUUACAAGAUAUGAAUGAACAAUUGGUUGAAAGUAAUGCCGAACUCGAACAAGACUUACGUGAAGAGCUUGAUCUAGCACAUGCUGCAACACGUGAGGCAAUUCGUGAAAAAGAAGCUGCCUACGAAAUAAUUACCGAUCGUGAGCAUACAAUUAAUAAAUUCCGUGAAUUGGUCCAAAAAUUACAGCAACAAUUACAAGAUUUACAACAUCGUUUGGAAACAGAAUCAAAUAAACCGGUCUCAGCACUUGAAGUAUUGGACUUCAAGAAAAUGUUUGCGGAAACAAAAGCACAUACUAAGGCAAUUGAUUUGGAAUUAAGACAAAUUGAGACGCAACAAGCUACAGAACAUGUUCAAUAUCUUUCCGCUUACAUGCCGGAUACAUUUAUGGCAAGAGGAGGGGAUCAUGAUGCAAUAUUGACUCUGUUGAUGUUACCACGUUUGUUAUGGAAAAGCGAAAUAUUGUUGUCACAAACACGUGAUAAAUUUCCACCAAUUGAUAAAAUUGAUCGUGAAGGGCUUAUUCGUGGACAUACAAUUGGUCAAUUUACUUUCCGAUCACGUUUGGCCUUCUUUUUACAUACUUUACAGGCUGUACUGCACAAAUAUUUGUUUGCAUUGAACACGUGUAAACCUACAACAUUACUUAAAGUCGGUGGAACAUUCCCAGAAAUGGCUGCUCAAGAGAAAUCAAUCGAUAAUUUAAUUGAUUUAUUAAAACGUGAUCAAUUAGAUGAAAAUGUACCGACAGAAGGUUUAGAACGUUGUAUUAAUUACUUUAAUACAAUGUAUCCAUUGUUGUUGAACGAUGAUGGACAAUUAAAUCAUAAUCAACUAAUAUUGGAUAGUGUAAAAGCUCUCAGUUCCGCUUUAGAUAGUAUUACUGUUGAUGCAACAGCACUACGCGCGUUAUCGCCAACAGCUCCAGAUAUUGGUGAUAUGGGUUUAUUAGCACAACAUAUCAUAACAACUGCAGAACAAUUGCAACAACAAUUGAAAUUAAUUAGACGUCGUAUACCACCCGAUACAAAUAUCACGAAUUUAGGAUUUAAAAAUGAAAUUUCUAAUAAUUUAAAUGCAUGUUGUGUACAUGCUGGUAAAGUGACACGUACGUUACAGGAGAUUAUUAAAGCUGCUAUUCAACAAAUCUUGGCUAAUGGUGAUGCUGAUAUGUCGUUAAGUCCAGCUAAAUUGAAGGAAAUUGCUGCAACUGCUAGUGACAAAAUCUACGAACAAGAUGAUUUGGGACCAGUACAAAGUUUGAAAAAUUCCUUAGCUUUAAUCUUAACCGAAUUAACUCAAAUUGGCCAAACUCUUUUGGAUAACGAAUAUGAUAUUAAUAUUGGAACACUCAACACAGAAAAGCCUACACGACCGGUCAUAUUACGAGCGCAAGCAGUGAAGAAAGAAUUAGAAGAAACGAAAACAUUAACCAGUAAAUUAGAAAAUCGUGAAGCUGAUAUUAAGGAAUUGAAGAGAGUAGCGAAACAAAAGCAUGAAGAACUGUCAGAAAUGAUAAUACGUAAAGAAUUAGCUGAAAAGAAACUUGGUAACGUUAAUAAAGAUUAUGAAUUUACCGUUGAUAAAUUACAACGUAAAUUAGACGAAGCACAAAAUGCACUUAAACGUAAGGAGAAAGAAUUCGAAGAAACAAUGGAUCACUUACAGGCUGAUAUCGAUUCACUAGAAAAUGAAAAAGGAAUGUUAAAAGAGAAAGUAGAAGUUUAUAGGAAGAAAGCACAGUUAGAAAUGACACGUAGUCCAACAAGUGGUCGAGCUGCAAUCGGUACAACACCAGCUACAAUUACUGGUUCUGGAGCAAGUUUACCCGUGGUUAUUAAAGACUCACCACUCUUAUUACAAGAAAUCAAGAGUUUAACGCACGCUUUGAAACAUGAAACACAAGAGCGUCGUAAAUAUCAAUCUGCAUUCCUUAAAGAACAAUUAAAAGCUCUACCACCAUUCCCAGUGACUAAUAAAGCGCAAGAUCAAACAUUGGAUCGCUUACAACAAGAAUUAAACGAAUUGAAGAAAGAUCUAUUGCAUACGUUAGCUACACCAAAGGUUGUCGAUUUAACGAAGCGAAAACCUGGUGAACUUCCACUAUUAAAUGCUGAUGCACCCAUUAAUCAUUUGUGGCAGGAACGUAAACGUAUAGAAGAUUUAACUGUACGAGCGAAUAAUAUAUUUAAUAAAAUUGUUAGUGAAAAAGUGAAACGGAAAAAUGGUGGAAAGAUUGAAGCUGAUUUUACCGAAUUUCCAUCAAAUGAAAUGUCGAAGGCACUAAAUGAAACAAAACCAAUAUCAGUAGCAGAAAUAAUUAUUCCAAUACAUAAAGUUGAUUUAAUUCAACCAAAAUCAGCGGUUGUGCCUUUGCUCGUUACUCCUCAACAAUUACAUACAAUCCAAAAACAAUUUGAAGUUUAAAAAAUAAUUUUAUUUAGCGCUUUUUUAAACAAUAUUUCAUAUAUCAAUUAAAUUGAUCUAUGACUGAAUUAUAUUUAUAGCUAAUGAAAUUAUUAACAUACAAAAAAUUGAAAAAUCCUAGAUUUAUAAUGUGUAUCUGGAAAUAUUUUUUUAAAACUAAAUUCGAAAUUUUAAUUCUAAUUGAUAUUUUUGCAUACGUUUUUAAUUAUUCAUCGAAGAAUACAAAAGACAUUUGAAACUGAUUUUUGGAAGUUGUGGCCGUUUUAAAGGGAUAUUAAAGGGAACAACUAUUUUUUAACUUCUAUAUAAUCAACUAAAUUUUACUUUCUGUAAAUUUUGCACCCCCAUGUAUUACCAAUUUGUUUUUUACCACAGAAAAAAAUAUUUAACGGAUAUAAAUAUAACUAGAGAGAACGGGGUCGUUUUUACCGUGCCGUUCAAACCCAUUUAUAAACUCUUUAAUUAUUAUUCAAUAAUUAAAUACAAUAAAAUUUGGCAGCUAAUGUCUACAUAUAACAAGUGCUGUGUUGUGCUGAUUGAUAAUUCUUUUAAAUUUUUGUAGUCCCUGUCAAAUUUUCGAAAAAUUAACCAUGAAGUUAAACAAAAUGAUUUAAAAUAUUAGGUAGCAGCAGGCACUGUUACGCUUUUUCAAGUUUUAUUAUAUGAAAAUCAAAGAACUGUAUCCUGAGCAGAAAUUAUUUUAUUAAAUUUCAAAAAUUUCGGUGGUCUAAGCCAAACGAACAGUGUUUGGAAAAUUUUGAAAUAUGAACCGAUUAGAAAACUCAUGUUUCGAAAUUUGAUAUAGUGACUCAAAAUGUCAAUUAGCAGGUCAUUUUUAUGCCUUUUCAAUUGUUAUUGUAAGAAAAUCGGAUAAUAGUAACCUGUGAAGACAUUUUGAAUCAUUUUCGCAAAUUUGAAAUCUUUCUGUUACUUCAAGUUACAUUUUAUUACAUUAUUAUUACGUUUCUUCAAGUUUAUUUUACAGAAUAUCGUAUGAUGCCACGAAAAAAUCGGAAAUAGAAACAGAGAAAAAUGAUUUAACUUUCUUAUGUUAGUAAUAGUUCUUCUAUCAAAUCCUUUCGUCAAUGGAGUUACAAUUAGUUAUUACUGUGAAUAAUAGCUUGUAAAAAAGACAGCUUUUGGUUUCUUAAAAGUUAAAGAGCGUUGUGGGAACCAGAUUUAAGUGCACAUGUAUAGAGCAAAGUUCUCUAGCAUAAGGCAUGGCAUGUGAAAUUAUAAACCCCGUUAUUGCAUAAUGAAAUGUGCGAAUAUUAAAGGGGGGGGGGAGGUCGCCUAACUGAUGACAAGCAUAAUCUGAAGUUUUCUAAUUUACAAACUGGCGGAAUUCUUCGCUUAAAAAGGGCUAAAUAUUCUCUUAGGAAAAAAUUUAAAAACAAAUUUUAAAAAUAUCGAUUAGAAUUGAAUAAUUUUUUUACGAAUUCAUCAAUUCAUCAAAGCACAACAUUCAUGAUCUAAGGAGUUAAAAUUAAUUCGAUUUAAUUAAUUUGUUC